CUUCCGGCAGCGCUGGCGGCGGGCGGUGGCGGCGGUGAGGGGAUGCGGCCCCGGGCGGCGGUCCCGCUGCUGUGCGCGCUGUGCUGCGCCCUGGCKCGGGGCUCCGAGGACAUCGUCGUGGGCUGCGGCGGCUUCGUCAAGUCCGACGUGGAGAUCAACUACUCGCUGAUCGAGAUUAAGUUAUAUACAAAACAUGGUACCCUGAAAUACCAGACAGACUGUGCKCCGAACAAUGGGUAUUUCAUGAUUCCCCUCUAUGACAAGGGGGAUUUCAUUCUUAAAAUUGAGCCUCCCCUAGGGUGGAGUUUUGAACCGACCAGUGUAGACAUCCAUGUGGAUGGCAUUAAUGACAUUUGCACAAAGGGAGGUGAUAUUAACUUUGUGUUCACAGGAUUUUCUGUGAAUGGAAAGRUUCUCAGCAAAGGUCAGACAUUAGGUCCUGCUGGAGUUCAGGUUGUACUGAGAAAUGCUGGCAGUGACAUAAACAUACAAGCAACUAUUACACAACCUGGAGGAAAGUUUGCUUUCUUUAAAGUUCUUCCUGGUGAAUAUGAGAUCUUUGCAUCGCACCCUACCUGGAUGUUGAAAGAGUCCAAGACAGUGGUGCGGGUGACAAGUUCCAAUGCUUAUGCUGCCAGCCCCCUGAUUGUGGCAGGCUACAAYGUCUCUGGGUCUGUGAGGAGUGAUGGAGAACCCAUGAAAGGGGUUAUGUUUCUCCUUUUCUCCUCUUCGGUCUCUAAAGAGGAUGUUGUGGGUUGCAAUAUUUCUCCUGUGGAUGGGUUCCAAUCCAGAGAUGAGUCUUUAUCCUAUUUGUGCAAUGUUGUAUCAAAAGAAGAUGGAUCUUUCAGCUUUCUUUCUCUGCCAAGUGGGAAAUACACCGUGAUACCAUUCUACAGGGGAGAGAGAAUCACCUUUGAUGUUGCACCCUCUAGACUGGACUUCCUUGUAGAGCAUGACAGUUUACAGAUUGAGCCUGUUUUCCAUGUGAUGGGUUUCUCUGUCACAGGCAGGGUGUUAAAUGGUCCUGAAGGAGAAGGAGUUGCUGAUGCCACUGUGACUCUGAACAAUCAGAUUAAAGUGAAAACAAAAGCUGAUGGCUCUUUCCGCCUGGAGAACAUAACAACGGGUACAUACACAAUUCAUGCCAGGAAAGAACACCUGUUUUUUGAUACUAUUACUGUGAAGAUUGCACCAAAUACACCUCAGCUGGCAAACAUCAUUGCAACAGGGUUCAGUGUGUGUGGCCGCAUCUCAGUAACUCGAUUCCCUGACACAGUCAAACAGAUCAGUAAAUACAAAGUAACCAUGAUACCUGAAGACAGAGACAAAGCAUCACAGGUGACAACAGAAACUGACCCUCACGGAGCAUUUUGUUUCAAGGCAAAAUCGGGUGCAUACAAUGUUCAGGUAGUUAUUCCAGAGGCUGAGACCAGAGCAGGAUUGGCUUUGAAACCCAAAAUGUUCCCUGUCACUGUCACUGACAGACCAGUGAUGGRUGUGACCUUCUCUCAGUUUUUGGCAUCUGUCUCAGGGAAGAUCUCUUGUUUAGACGCGUGUGGGGACCUGAUGGUGACACUGCAGUCUGUGAGCCGCCAGGGGGAGAAGCGCAGCCUGCAGCUGGCCGGGAGCAGGGACUCGGUGCCCUUCACCUUCGAGGGGGUGCUCCCGGGCAAGUACAAAGUAAGCAUUGUACAUGAAGACUGGUGCUGGAAGAAUAAAUCUUUAGAAUUGGAAGUCUUGGAGGAAGAUGUGUCAGGAGUAGAAUUCAGACAGACUGGAUACAUGCUGAGGUGUUCUCUUUCUCAUGCCAUCACACUGGAAUUUUAUCAGGAUGGAAAUGGACCAGAGAAUGUUGGUGUUUAUAACCUGUCCAAAGGAGUUAAUAGAUUCUGUCUUUCAAAGCCAGGUGUGUAUGAAGUGACCCCGCGCUCCUGCCACCAGUUUGAACAYGAGUAUUACACCUACGACACGUCCUCUCCCAGUAUCCUGACACUCACUGCAGUUCGACACCAUGUCCUUGGCACGAUCGUAACAGAUAAACUGAUGGAUGUCACUGUUACCAUUAAGUCAUCAAUUGACAGUGAACCUGCCUUAGUUUUAGGACCCCUGAAAUCUGUUCAGGAGCUCCGGCGGGAGCAGCAGCUGGCAGAAAUCGAGAGCCGCCGGCAGGAGAGAGAAAAGAAGGGUCAAGAGGAGGAGGGAACAAAGCCACCUGUGCAAGAAAUGGUGGAGGAGCUCCAAGGACCUUUCUUGUAUGAAUUUUCAUACUGGGCAAGGUCUGGAGAGAAAAUCACUGUGACACCAUCGUCAAAAGAGCUGCUUUUCUACCCACCUUAUGUGGAAGCAGUUGUUAGUGGAGAGAGUUGUCCUGGGAAGCUGAUAGAGAUCCAUGGAAAAGCAGGCUURUUUCUGGAAGGGCAAAUCCAUCCUGAAUUGGAAGGUGUUGAGAUUGUCAUUAGUGAGAAGGGAGCAACUUCCCCACUUAUCACCGUUUUCACCGAUGACAAAGGCACUUACAGUGUUGGGCCACUCCACAGUGACUUGGAAUACACGAUCACUGCUCAGAAAGAACGUUUUGUUUUGUCUGCAGUAGAAGGAACGGUUGGAGACUUCAAAGCUUUUGCUCUUGCUGGGGUGACAUUUGAGAUCAAAUCAGAGGAUGACCAAGCUCUUGCUGGAGUUCUCUUGUCUCUCAGUGGAGGGGUGUUUCGGUCCAACCUCCUCACACAGGAUAAUGGCAUGCUGACUUUUUCCAAUCUGAGCCCAGGACAGUAUUACUUUAAACCCAUGAUGAAAGAAUUUCGCUUUGAACCGUCAUCACAAAUGAUUGAAGUGCAGGAAGGACAAAAUCUCAAAAUCCAGAUAACUGGUUACAGAACAGCUUACAGCUGUUAUGGCACAGUUUCCUCUUUAAAUGGAGAGCCUGAGCAGGGAGUCUCAGUGGAGGCUGUGGGACAGAAUGACUGCAGCAUCUAUGGAGAGGACACAAUAACUGAUGAAGAGGGCAAAUUCAGGCUCCGUGGCCUUCGGCCUGGCUGUGUGUAUCAUGUCCAACUCAAAGCUGAAGGCAAUGAUCACAUUGAAAGAGCUUUACCACAGCAUCGGGCAAUUGAGGUUGGGAACAGUGACAUUGAUGAUGUUAAUAUUAUAGCAUUCCGGCAAAUUAAUCAAUUUGAUUUAAGUGGAAAUGUAAUUACAGCUUCUGAAUAUCUCUCCACAUUAUGUGUGAAGCUCUACAAAAGUGAAAAUCUUGACAACCCAAUUCAUACAGUCAACUUAGGCCUAUCCCUGUUUUUCCAUUUCCCACCACUACUCCGAGAUGGAGAGAAUUAUGUGGUGCUCCUGGAUUCUACAUUGUCUAAAUCCCAGUAUGACUACACCCUGCCUCAAGUUUCUUUCACUGCCAUUGGAUAUCAUAAACACAUUACACUGGUCUUCAGUCCCACUAGAAAGCUGCCUGAACAAGAUAUUGCCCAAGGGUCUUACAUCGCGUUACCGCUGACGCUGCUCCUGCUGCUGGCUGGUUACAACCAUGAUAAGCUGAUUCCUUUAYUGCUGCAGCUGACAACUCGGCUGCAAGGAGUGCGUGCUCUUGGACAGGCAGGCUCUGACACGGGGGGCUCCGAGGAUGCAAAGAGACAAACCAAGAAACAGAAGACAAGACGGACGUGAGGUGAAAGGAAGGAUUGUAUGAAGUGGUGCUCUGUCAAACUGCAGCCUGAGGAGGCAAAGCCACUAAAACACAGUUUUGUUGAAUUUGCAGACUUGACAUUUUCGUUUUUGCUACGUGAGCACCAUUUGUCAGGUUCGCUCCAUUUUGGCUGUAAAUUUUCUGUGGAGUCUAUGGAUUUCCUUGUUGUAAAGUGAUUAAAUGAAUGCCUCUGUCACUGUGAGUGCAUCUCUCAUACUUGAAGACAAUGCUUUUUUUCUUUUCAUUGGAACAGGUCAUGCUAUUCUUAUUAAUGAUUUAUAAAAGCAGUGCUAAUAGACUACUUGAUUUCAGUUUCAGYCUAGAUUCUGGGAUGAUUUUUCCUUACCUUUUGAGAUACCCACUUUACAGAAGCAACACACAGGGAUUCUACUAAAUCAGUGUUGCUUGAAACAAAGUUUUAAGGGACAUAGCUGGACUGGUGAAUUAUGUCAUUGUCACUUCCAGUUCAGCAGCUUGUUUGAGGAGGCUGGUCUGAUUGCAGUUCUUGUCCAGURAUAAUGUUAUCUUUGAUUAAGUUUUUGCCUGAUGAAGACAAAUUCUYGAUGUCAGGUGAGGUUAGUUGUUAACAUCAGGUAAGUUCUGAUGUUGCUACUGCAAAAGCAGUGUUUCAGUUCUGGUUUCAUAUCCAGUGUGAUCUCUUUUGACCUCCAAUAUUCCUGAGGUGGCUCCAGCUGGCUGCACUAUUCUUUCCAAAGUUGUACCGUGUUCUUGGUGUUACCCGUUCACUCAUGGUGGUCACAUCUCCUGCUCAGGCCAUCCACAGCCUUUUUCCCAAUUAAUGAUUGAUUUUUUUUUUUAAACCUUUUUUUUACCUUUCGGGUUUCUUUUAACUGUAAGGGAUGUGAGCUUUUUGAAAUCUGCAACAGAUACAGUCCCAAUAACAUAGCCUGUAAUAAAUAACUGUUUCUUACAGGCUAUCUUUUGAUUCUUGCUUGAGGUAGGUAGUUGGACAUACACAGUUUAAAUGUUAAUGGGCCUUUUUAUUGACAAAUACUAUAAAGGUUAACAGAGCAUUUGAGGAUGCACAUAAAUGCCUACAAAUAUUGCAAAGACAUUGGUACUGCCAGUAAGUGGCAAUGUUUCUCUUUUACAGUACUUGAAAUAAAGUCCCCUUACAUUUAAAUGUUUUAGCUUACAAACACUACCAUUCUUAGAAAUUUGAAUGCUGAAGAUUUUACACUGUUAUUUUUGCWCCUUCAAAGGGUUUGGGCCUAAAUAAUUACAAUUUCAUUUGRUGAUGAUUCUAAUCUCUCAGAGGGAAAUUUUGUCAAAACCAUAAUAAGAAUGUAGAAUGUUGAAAAAGCAUUGUAUGUAGAGCUUGAGAUGAAGCUCUAAUAAAUUAUCAUGCUCUCUACCUAAUAACUUCGAAUUUUAUAUUGCUGUGAUGAAAUAUAUGGGGAAAAGACAAGGUGUUCUAAGACUUAUAAUAAAUUGUACAUUUUCAGUGUAUUUUUAUUUUAAGCUGGUGAAUGUUAAGAAAGUUUUUGUGACUUUGGGGAAUGUAUGAGGAAGAAAUGCACAUAUCCAGGUGCCUCGAAGGGGUUCCAGAUAUUCUGAUCUCUGAACUGUGAGACUGACUGAUGAUUGAACUUAAACAUUGGAACUGCUGUUAAUAAAAAGAAAAAAAGUGUUAAUUCUUGCUAAUUUAGUGUCUGCU
This is a messenger RNA of Malurus melanocephalus (red-backed fairy wren), 5369 nucleotides long. RefSeq names its product BOS complex subunit NOMO1. Lineage: Eukaryota; Metazoa; Chordata; Aves; Passeriformes; Maluridae. Gene Ontology annotation, molecular function: carbohydrate binding. The transcript has 31 exons. The coding region runs from base 43 to 3672 and encodes 1209 amino acids. Gene Ontology annotation, cellular component: endoplasmic reticulum membrane. The record is from RefSeq and is a predicted model, not a curated record.